AUGACAAAUGCUCAUCAUAUGCUUACAUAUAUUUGUGAACAACCAGCUGAAAAGAAAUUAUUUUGGUCUGGAAAUACAAUAUGUAAUGGUGAACAAACGAUUAUUCAUGGAUGGUCGAAAAAUGCACCUCCAUUCAUAUUACCUAAAGAUGUUGGCUUUGCUGUUGGACGUAAUACUCCAUAUAAAUAUAUUGUUGUUAAUAUUCAUUAUUUUUCUUUAUUAAAAAAUGAUUAUUCGGGAAAUCAAUUAAUUCUUACUCAUAAAUCACGAAAAUCUCAUGCCGGUGUUAUUUUAUCUGGAACAAAUCAAAUUUAUUUAAAAGAAAACACACAAACUAUUCGAACACCUUUUUCAUGUCAAUAUAAAGGACCAACUAUUUCCAUUUUUGCUGUUUCUGUUCAUACUCAUCAAUGGGGACGAGUCAAUUCAUUAUAUCGAGUACAUGAUUAUGAAACAUCUUUAAUUAUUAAAAUGAAUCCUCAAAAUCCUCAAUCAUUUUAUCGACUUUUAUUACCAAUUGAAAUUAAAAAUAAUGAUUAUAUUAUGGGACAAUGUGUUUUUGAUAAUAAUCUUAAUAAGACUAUUCAUAUUGGAGAAACCCAUAAUGAUGAAAUGUGUAAUAUCUAUGCAAUGUAUUCAUAUAAUCCAUCACAAAAAUCAAUUAAUAAUCCACCUCCAUUUCCAUUAUGUUGGGAUAAUGCAGUUACUCAAAUGGCCAAUCUUAUACCUGACGAUAGUGUCAUACCUCCACUUCAAUUAAAUUAUAUUAAUCAAACAAUUGAUGAUGAGCAAUAUAUUAGUCAUAUUAAACAUUCAAUGAAUUCAUCUCGAGAUCUUCCAAUAAUAAUAUUUAAUCAACAAAAUUAUUUCAUUAUUAUCAUUACUAUUCUUAUUUCAUUUCUUAUUCUUCUUAUCAUUGGACGUUGUAUGGGUAAUCUUCAGUAUUUUAGUUAUAUGAGACAUGGUGAUAUCAUCAAUCGACGAAAAGGUUUUCAAAUAUUAAAACAAUCUUCUGAUCAAGAAAAUGAUUUAUUAGAUUAA
Messenger RNA from Adineta steineri, 1041 nucleotides. NCBI's taxonomy places the organism in Eukaryota, Metazoa, Rotifera, Eurotatoria, Adinetida, Adinetidae. The record is from the annotation of a GenBank genome assembly.